Messenger RNA from Solea solea (common sole), 2263 nucleotides. RefSeq names its product high affinity cGMP-specific 3',5'-cyclic phosphodiesterase 9A. Lineage: Eukaryota; Metazoa; Chordata; Actinopteri; Pleuronectiformes; Soleidae. The transcript has 14 exons. Gene Ontology annotation, biological process: cGMP catabolic process. Gene Ontology annotation, molecular function: 3',5'-cyclic-GMP phosphodiesterase activity. The coding region runs from base 565 to 1908 and encodes 447 amino acids. The record is from RefSeq and is a predicted model, not a curated record.
UUUUUAGCUUUGAAGUUUUACACGGUACACGUGCACAGUGGAACUCAGCAACGAAACCGGUGCGUGGAAAACUGCGUGUUGUUAGCUGCUAACAGCACUUAGCACCGUGUGUGGUCGUGACACGAGACGACAUAAUGAAGUUAACAACUUUCGGAAAGGCUGAGGGACUACAGCUGUUAAACAGGUUCCCUCUGAGAAUACACUGAGAAUACACUAAAUGGGAGACCAGAGCAGGCUGAGUUCCCACUGGAUUGUCCUGCACAGGAUGUCAAAGAUCUUUUCCGCUCCGCGGCCGAGGCUGGGCCCCAUGACAUCCUGAAGCUCUACAACCCCAAAGGCAACAUCAUCAACAUCUCUCCGGCUUUGAAGCCCAACAGCCCAAACUCCUGCUACAAGCUGGAGGUGGUGGCCGCUGACUGCAGCAGUGAGCCGUUAGGUAUCUGUACCUUAGCAACAUGGGAUUUACACUGAUUUGAAUCUAUUCCAAAAACUGUCCACAGUCUCCCUGUUUUCAUCACCGCAGGUGUGGAGCUUGCUGGUGCAUUAGGAUUCGACUUCUCGUCCAUGGAGAAAAGACUGCAGGGCCUGGAGAAGAAAAUCCUGAUUGAGGCAGGUGAGACGCCUGCAGUUGUUUACGAGAUGAAGAAGCAGGUGGAUUCAUUUCGGGAAAAACUGGAGAGUGUGGAGCAUCUGAGCUGGCUGGGACUGUUCAAAGAUCUGUCAGAGGGAGCACAUAAGCCGUCGCCAUUCUACCACAAGAGGACGCUGCGGAAAACCAGAGAGGAGUGUGACCAUGUGCGGGAAAAGUUCCUACAAAUGAGCUCUCUGGAGGUUUCAGAGGAAGUGAGGCAAUACUUAAAGACUCCAACCUUUGACAACUGGCAGUGGGAGGAUGCAGAGAUCAUGGUGCUGCUGCAGGUCAUGUACACAGACUUGGAUUUCAUCACCACCUUCAGGAUCGAGACCGAAGUGCUGCAACAGUUUCUGUUUGAGGUCUACAGAAGAUACAACAACAUCCCGUUUCACAAUUUCAAACACUGCUUCUGUGUUACCCAGAUGAUGUAUGGUCUGAUCUGGCUCAUUGACCUGAGGAAUAAGAUGGACGCCAUUGACCUGCUGAUCAUGUUGACCUCCGCAGUCUGCCAUGACCUCGACCACACAGGAUACAAUAAUGCCUAUCAGAUAAAUGCUCGGACCGAACUUGCUCUUCGCUACAAUGACAUCUCUCCGCUGGAGAACCAUCACUGUGCUGUAGCUUUUGAGAUACUGGAGAAGACAGAGAGCAACAUCUUCAGAAACCUGUCCAUGGAUCAAUACAAACGAAUAAGAGAGGGAAUCAUCAAGUGUAUUCUGGCCACUGACAUGACAAGACACAAUGACAUCCUCAAUAAGUUCAAGUCCAUCUUGUCUGACUUUGACUUCACCAACAAGGAACACAAAGAGGUGUUGAUGAUGAUCCUGAUCAAAGUCAGUGAUAUUUCUAAUGAGGCACGGCCCAUGGAGGUGGCUGAGCCCUGGCUAGACUGUCUCCUACAGGAAUUCUACAACCAGAGUGACAUGGAGAAGCUAGAGGGUCUCCCAGUGACCCCCUUCAUGGAUCGGGACAAAGUAACAAAACCUUCUUCUCAAACGGGCUUCAUCCGAUUUGUUCUUCUGCCUCUCUUCAUUGAACUGGCCAACCUCUUCCCCUGUCUGGAGCAGCACAUUAUUGACCCAGUCCGGAAAGCUCUCGACUACUACACGGAGAUGGAGAAAGCCCUGGAGAGGGAGAAACAGAACUGGGCUCAGAGUGAAAAUACUGCGAAGAGCAAGGACAACGUCGAGAGCCACGCAGAGUCUGGGCUCGACGCCGCCCCUAAACUACAUGCACAGAACACAACUGUAGUGGAAGAAACAGUGAAGAAGUAAUCUGAGGCAUGUUCAUGGAAAAUUGUGCCACAUUAUAUUGAAUUGACCAAAUUUAAAGCUGUAUUGCGUAAGUUUUGGUGAUCGUUGUUGUUAUUGUACCUCUGUUUGCUCUUUGGGAACGGAAAAUGUGUUCAUAUUGGUUUGCAGUGUAUUACCUCGGUCUGUCAUGACAUUAAUCUCAUCACUUCCUGUAUUUCUAUUUAAACGUCAGUUUCGAAAUGUAAUCAGGCUGUUUGUAAAUCCCGUUUUUGUCUUCUUCCAAGUACUCCAGCUUUGGAGUCACAUGUCUAGACAGACGUUUGCUUCUAACACAGGCUUUUAGUAGAGUCGCCGUAAUAAAAGAGCUAAGGAGGAA